CUGAGAAUUACAGCGAGUUACGUACGGACCGGUGCUGUGUUGGAGUUUGACGUGGCACUCUACUUUGACUAUCAGGAAUUCGUAGAGAAGAGGACUCGGCAGGUACUCCCCAGAAUACAGAUUGUUGGAUCUCUGCCAUUUUGUAAUGAGAAGACCUUAACAGCACAGGAUGAGUCAGCAGGGUUAUGUUGCCACACCUCCCUAUUCCCAGGCCCAGCCUGGGAUGGGAGGCUACCCAGCCGGGUUUGGGAGCGCGCCUGCCCAGCCCCUCUAUAGACACUAUGGGGGACCACCUCAAUCAUUCCCCGCCCCACCAACAGGUAUGAUGAAGCCUGUGUCGUCCCCUUCCGGGAUGCCUCCGCCACAGGUCCCCAGUCAUUACGGCUCAAACGGCCAGCAGAACGGAGCUCACCCUCAAAGCUACCCUGCCCCUCCAUAUGGACAGCCACUUCAAUCCCCCUACCACAGCAUGGCCCACCAGGGCCCGCCCCCAGCACAGCAGCUCACCAAUCAGAUGGGUGCCAUGAACCUCGGAUAUGGUCCAGGGCCCAUGCAGAGCCCUCAGGCACCUCCCACCUCUCCCCUAACCCAGCAGCAAUUCCAGACUGCCCCUCCCCCAGCUAUGGGACACCCACCCCUGGGCCCCCACUCAUCUCAGAUGGCUCCCCCACAAUCACCCCUAGCUGGUCCAACUAUGGCAGGGCCCCAAUCUAUGGGUGGCCCCCCACCCAUGGGAGGCAUGGGUAGGCCCUUCCCUGGCCCACCCCCUCCAGGUGCUGGGGGCUUCCAGCAGCCUGGGCCUGGAGCUGCCGGACCACCAGGACAUCCUCAGCAACUACAAGGUCAAUUUGGGGGGCAGAUGGCGGGACCCGGGAUGGCGGGACCCGGGAUGGCGGGACCCGGGAUGGCGGGACCCUUCCAAGGUGGGGCAGCCCAAAUGGCCGGCCCACCUCAGAAAAAGCUGGAUCCUGACUCCAUCCCUAGCACAACACAAGUCAUCGAGGACGACCAAGCCAAACGAGGGGGACAGGUGUACACUACGAACCUCAGGGGCCAGGUGCCCCCGCUGGUCACCACUGACUAUACAGUACAGGACCAAGGAAACGCCAGUCCAAGGUUCAUGCGUUGCACCACCUACUCUUUCCCCUGCACGGCUGACCUGGCUAAGCAGUGCCAAGUUCCCCUGGCCACAAUCAUCAAACCCUUCGCCACAGUGCCAAAGAAUGAGACUCCUAUGUACGUCGUGAACCAUGGUGAGACUGGCCCAAUCCGCUGUAACCGCUGCAAGGCCUACAUGUGUCCCUACAUGCAGUUCAUGGACGGCGGCCGCCGCUACCAGUGUGGCUUCUGCAACUGCGUCAACGAAGUGCCAGCAUUUUAUUUCCAACACCUGGACCACAUGGGCAGAAGGGUGGACUUCUACGAGAGGCCAGAGCUGUCGCUGGGGUCCUACGAGUUCGCCGCCACCCUGGAUUAUUGCAAGAACAACAAGCCAGCCAGUCCUCCAGCGUACAUCUUCAUGAUCGACGUGUCCUAUGCCAACAUCAAGAGCGGACUGGUCAGACUGGUGUGUGAUGAGCUGAAGACCCUGCUAGACAACCUGCCCAGAGAGGAUGGUGCUGAGAGCUCGAUGUUGAAGGUGGGCUUCGUCACCUACAACAAGAUCCUACAUUUCUACAACGUGAAGAGUGCCCUGGCCCAGCCCCAGAUGAUGGUAGUAUCCGACACGGCAGAGAUGUUCGUCCCGCUGCUCGACGGCUUCCUUGUCAACUUCCAGGAGUCGCGGGCAGUCAUCAACAAUCUCCUGGACCAGAUCCCUGAUAUGUUUGCCGACACCAAUGAGAGCGAGACGGUCUUUGCCCCCGUCAUCCAGGCUGGGGUAGAGGCACUGAAGGCAGCAGAAUGCAGCGGCAAGCUGUUCAUCUUCCACUCCUCCAUCCCCACCGCCGAGGCCCCUGGGAAACUGAAGAACAGGGACGACAAGAAGUUGAUUAACACAGAGAAAGAGAAGACUCUGUUCCAGCCCCAGAAGGCUGUCUACGAGCAGCUGUCCAAGGACUGUGUGUCUCAGGGCUGCAGCGUGGACCUCUUCCUCUUCCCCAGCCAGUACGUGGACAUCGCCACCAUGGGAGACGUUGCCACACACACAGGAGGCUCCGUCUUCAAGUACAGCAACUUCCAGAUGGAAAGGGAUGGACAGCAUUUCCUGAGUGACCUGAGGAAGGAUGUGGAGAAGGCCAUCGGGUUUGAUGCCAUCAUGAGAGUCCGCACCAGCACAGGCUUCAGGGCUACAGACUUCUUUGGUGCCAUCCACAUGAACAACACCACAGACGUGGAGAUGGCUGCCGUGGACUGUGACAAGGCUGUGACGGUGGAGUUCAAACACGAUGACACACUUAGCGAGGAGACGGGCGCUCUCAUGCAGUGUGCAUUGCUGUACACGACCAUCAGCGGCCAGCGGCGUCUGCGGAUCCACAACCUCAGUCUGAACUGCAGCGCCCAGCUGUCUGAGCUCUACAAGAGCUGUGAGACGGACGCCCUCAUCAACUUCUUCGCCAAGUCAGCAUACCGUGCCAUGCUGAACCAGCCCCUGAAGACGGUGAAGGAGAUCCUGGUCAACCAGGCGGCCCACAUGCUGGCCUGCUACAGGAAAAACUGUGCCAGUCCCUCCGCUGCCAGCCAGCUGAUCCUGCCUGAUGCCAUGAAGGUGUUUCCGGUUUACUUAAACAGCCUGUUGAAGACUGGUCCCCUGGUGGGCAGCGCUGAGCUCUCUACAGAUGACAGGGCUCACCAGAGACUCAGCACCACAGCCAUGGGGGUGGAGGAUACCCAGCUGCUGCUCUAUCCACGCCUUAUCCCACUGCACAACAUGGACGUUGCCAGUGACGUGGUGCCAACUCCGGUGCGCUGCUCUGAAGAGCGCCUGACAGAUGCAGGCAUGUURCUGCUGGAGAAUGGGUGCUCCCUCUUCCUGUGGCUGGGUCAGGCCUGCCCCCCAGAGAUGAUCCAGAGCAUCUUCAACGUGCCCUCCCUCGCSCAUGUGCCCGUUGACCUGAGGUCCCUACCAGAGCUGGAUAACCCCCAGUCUAAGAAGCUGCGCUCCAUCGUUGACUCCUUGCUUGACCAGAGGCCCAGCUCCAUGAAGCUCAUGAUUGUGAAGCAGAAGGACCAGUCUGAGAUUAUGUUCCGCCAGCACCUGGUAGAGGACAAGGGGCUCCACGGUGGAGCCUCCUACAUGGACUUCCUGUGCUUCGUCCACCGCGAGAUCAGACAAGUCCUCACUUAACACCACCCACUGUGGAUAUCACCUAGCUGGGCUGGGCUAGGACCAAAACAACCAGAGGACCACACCACCUCUGACUUCAGAGCUGCCUUUCCAAAACCCCUUUACCCCCCUCCCCUUUACUCCACACAAACCUACGGGGCGGGGCUACCGCUCGCUCUUUGUCAGUGUACCAGGAUCUGUGCUCCAGUCUGCAUUGUACGAGUCAGUCUGACUGCUUUGUCUGUUGAAUUUAUGUACAUUAACAAUUUAACUGAUUUCUAUGUAAAUGGGCCAAUGAUGGUAAAGGGAAUUUUGUGGGGUUCAGAACAUCAGGACCACAGGGUUGGCUACAUUUUGAAACAGACCAUGUUCACUCUACGUUUCACUAUUGACCAAACCAAAUGUAAAUUAUUUUGUUUUUCUGGUGCGAUUUAAAUUGCCAACGUCUGUUUUAAGCACAUGCAUUCUUUCCAAAAUUGUAGGUUUGUCACAAUUUCUCAUUAUUAAGAAAUAGUUUUGACAAUGUCACAGCACCAAAUGGUAAUUUAGCUACAUGGACUGGAAUAAACAUCUGGUUGUAAUGACUGAACACUGGUGCCGUGGCUAUUAAAUGAAUGAUUCACUCCAUUUGUGAUUGGAUCCAUUAUUUUUGCCAUUCCCCUCAGGAAUGAAGAGGAUGUGCUAGCAAGAUAAUUCAUACAAGGCUGAUUCCAGUGACAACUCACUGCUGGGAAAAAAAGGGAGAAAUUACCUAAAUCUAUUUAUCCGUAAAGAUGCAAUUAAACAUUCCACACUAAAUUCAUUCCAGUUAUAGAACUAUAUGCCGUUUUGUUUUUAUCAAGUUAUUGCCGUUAUUCAUUUAAUAUUAUGUCAAGUAUUGUCAUGUUUUGUCAAGUAUUGUGCUCUGCAAACCAAUGGUUGUGUUAGUAUGCGACGUGGAGGUUUUGGGGGAAACUGUUCCUGUGCCAGUUAACCGUCUGCCUUAAUUAAAUUGUUUUUAUGGUAGUAAAUACUAGAGGCCAUUAUUCUAUUCCAGUGUGAUAUAGAUUGCAUACAAACCAAAUAGAUUGAAAACAUCUCAGGUAAUUUGUGUACCUAACAAUUGUGGUGCAGCGCUGGAAAACASGGGCGUUACUCUUUUAACUGGAAAGACGGAAGUGUGGCUGGAAUGGAUGUGUUUGAGGGAAGGGCCUUGGAGUGGCGUGCCAUGUACAUUUUGAUCUAAAAAAUCUCUUGUUUUUGAUUAAAUUCCUGACUAUAUCAAGA
Salvelinus sp. IW2-2015 is the source of this 4531-nucleotide messenger RNA. RefSeq names its product SEC24 homolog D, COPII coat complex component (gene sec24d). NCBI's taxonomy places the organism in Eukaryota, Metazoa, Chordata, Actinopteri, Salmoniformes, Salmonidae. The record is from RefSeq and is a predicted model, not a curated record. Gene Ontology annotation, cellular component: endoplasmic reticulum exit site; COPII vesicle coat. Gene Ontology annotation, biological process: COPII-coated vesicle cargo loading; intracellular protein transport; endoplasmic reticulum to Golgi vesicle-mediated transport. Gene Ontology annotation, molecular function: SNARE binding; zinc ion binding.